UGUUACUAUCAUUUUAUGCAUUCAAAUGCACAUACUUACAAAUGAUAUUCUAAUAUACCACUAAUUAAUAUUGAGAAACUGUGAAUUUGUAACAUAGAACAUAAGAUUUUUACUUGGAUUAUUGGACACUAUGUUGGAUGUAAACAAGCGUACUAAACACAAUAUUGAAUCGAUAUGGAUUAACAUAAUACAUUUGGCAAAUACUGGAAAAGAACUCUCUUUGUGAAAACAUUAUCAGAUAACACUCUUCUCGGUAUUACUUCAAGAUGGAGGGUAUGAUUGCUCGCCGCUCACAAAUGAAUUUGAGGGAGCGUAAAGCUGAGAGCAAUGGAGAAGUAAUCCACUCAGGACAUUUUAUGAUAUCAUCUGUAGCAGAUCAAGAUGAUGUUGAUGAUGACGUUCCCCACGACAGAGAUUCUCCGGUACAUCAUGAUCAAGCUAUCAGAAUACGUGAAGGAUAUGAUUUUUCGGAUGUUCGGAAGGAAACACAGAAUACCUAUCAGUUUGGACAUCGUUCAACAAAUCAAAUUACUAUUGAUGCGUCACUAUCAAGAUUAUUUGAAUGUAUGUCAUUGGCAUAUAGAGGAGGGAAAGUUGUUUCACCGAAAUGGAAGAAUUUUAAAGGUUUACGUCUCUCUGUGAAAGAUAAGAUUCGAUUGAAUAAUGCUAUAUGGAGAACAUGGCACAUUCAAUAUAUCAUGAGAAAAAGACGCAGCAAAAUAUCAUUCGUUCAGUUUGCGACACCACUUGAUAAUGAAUCUGACUGUGAUUCACAUUCAAAGCCAGAGGCUGUUGUAAUGGAAGGAAAAUAUUGGAAACGGAGAAUUGAAACUGUUGUCGCAGAAUACAAGAAAUGGAGAGCUUUCUUCAUGGAUAAGCUUCAUCAGUCCGAUCAUCCUGGCCUUACGUGGGUUUCACACCAGUCUCCUGCUACACCGGAGACAAAUAUGAUGGAUAUUAUUUCAAAACAGGAUGAUUCAAUGUUCAUGGACCUUACUGAUAGAUUAUUCAGCAGGUUAUCUCAGCCUUUUCAAUUCCCGAAUCCAAGAGAAAUAGCUCAACAUGCAACCAACUCUGACAUGAUGCAACCUGGAUUGUUACAACUCCAACCAACGUUUGAUGAUUUUAUAGAUCCGCUCGAUGCUUUACAAGAUAUCUUCACUCCAAGCAGAAAAUCUCCUGCAGUCAAUGGAACUAACAAUGUCAGUUUGUUUUAUUCUGGCAACAAUUCUCAACAACCUUCUAUGCCGAAUCAUGAUUUUUCAAAUACAAUGAUAACGAGUCACGAUUUGUCUGAUCACGGAAUACAGGAAGCUACGUUAGAAGAACUCGUGCAAAGAGCAACAGUCUGUCAUGAUCCGAAUGCUUUAACUGUCAGCGAAGCAAGUAACAUUGUUCAACAGCAAAUUCAAAUGCGAACACAUCACGAAGAACAACCGCAACAAAUGCAAGUUCAACAACAUCACAACGUGAAUUUUGGUGUCUCGGAUCCAAUGCUGACACAAAUAAACAACAUAGUUCCUCAGUUCUCUAAUGCUGCUUUACCUGCAACUUCCCCAAUGUUGAUAUCCAAACAACAACAAAAUACGCCGACAAUAUCACAAGUCAUUAUGGCACGUUCUCAACAUCAAAACCAUCAUCCACACCAACAACAACAACAACAAUCUACCCAGAUACAACCACAAUAUCAAACCCAAACAAAAAUUCAAACGGCGAUGCCACCUCCACAGAAAAAAGCGCCGAGACGACGAUCUAUGAACAAGUCUCAUAAUAAUGCAAGUGUUACUGUACAAGCACAAAACGUCGUUACUCCUAUGGCUGUACAACACCAUCAGCAACAAAUCAACGGAACAGAAGUUCCGAUGCAAAUAAACUUUCAGUCGGUUUCGCCACAAGUGGGCAGUAAUCAGUUACAAUCGCAACACCAUCCUAAAACUGCUUUUACUCCGACGACACUUCAGCAUGCCGUAAUGAAUCAACAAAUGGCAAAUUACACAGUCUCACAACAACAACAAGAACAAACAAAUCAAAUGCAAGUUCGAAGGCCACCUCAGCUGAACACACCUGUCCUAACAACAGAUAUCAUUAUAGACAAUAUGAACAGUUCAACAAAUCAACAUGUUAUUAAUUCUAAUUCAACGAAUCGAAAGGAAAAUGCCAAUCAGAACUUGAGCCAAGUACCAGCAUUAAUUGUUCCAGUUUCAAUACAAAGAGCACUUGCAAGUCAAGGUCAUUUUGAGCAACCACCACAGAAGAAACAAUUAUUGGCGGAAAAUAAUAUGUGGGACAAUAUCGUUGUGAAGCAGCCUUCUUCGACAAGUGCAAGUUCUCAGCAUAUACCAAUACAACAUAAAACAUUGUUAACACAGCUAUUAACAGCAGGUGCACAGUAUCAAGCUGCUCCCAAGCAACAGACUCAAGCAACUCAGUCGUCAUUACAAGUUCCUGUGAAUAUGGUUGUGACACAAAAUGUUCAAAUAAGAGAAGAUCAACUAAAAAGAGUGCAAGAACAGGCUGCAAAUUUCAACACUUUUCAAAAUUCUGUUUUAAUGGCUGCUGCACAGAGAGCAGUGGUGCCACAACAACAACAUCAAUCUAUACCUCAGGAUGCUGUUAGAAUUAAUCUCAAUACUACAAAUCAAUCAACAACACCAUCAUCAACUAAUGUAAAAGAAGUAAUGAAAAGACCGUUCAUCAAAGCUCUCAGUAACCAAGCCCAAAAAGGCGGUAAUUCUGUAGAGAAAGAAGACAACAUUAGGAAUUGGGCGUCACAAUUGAGCAACAACAAAUGGCAACAUCAAAUUACAACGAUGGAUACUAAUGAAAGUGAUCAACCCAAAGAAGAUUUUGCAAGUGUGUUGGAAAAAUCAUCCUAUGCUUCAGUUACAAGUCCAGCAUCAUCAACUGCCAGUAGUACGAGUAGUGAUCAGCGUUCUCAUCAUUUCACUGCUGAACAGAAACGUAGAUGCAACAUUAAAGCUUUAUGUGAUAAGCUUCAAGAGAUUUUACCAGAAAUUAGCAAUCAUCCUUCACAAAAACAGGUGAGCAAAGCGGUACUUUUGAAUAAAUCUUGCAAUCACAUCAAACUGUUGAAAUCGGCUCGUCAACAAACAACGACUGAGAUUGAGCAAUUAAAGCAGAGGAUUGAAUCUCUCAAUGAAGAUAUUAGUAACUUCCAACAACAGCUUCCAGCUACGGGUGCACCGGUAUCGAGACAUCGCGGAGACAGAAUGCAGAUAGUUUUUGAUGAGUGGAUUCGGGAUCGCACUCUCCAGGAUUGGAAAUUUUUUAUAUUCAGCAUGAUUAUACAGCCAUGGUUUGCUUCGUAUGAUCAGACAGUUUCUGUAGCAAGUUUAGACGAAUUAUGUAGAUCUUGCGUGAUGUGGCUCGACAAAAGUUGUUCUUUACCAAUGUUAAGAAAAGGUGUGGUGAAUUCAUUAGAGGAACUAGGAACAACAACUUCGAUAUUAACAGAUCCUGAAAACCUACAACAACAAGCGGAAAAUGCGGUCCAGCAAGGAUCAUCAACUCUUCUUCCUGACUCGAAGAAAAUGUGACGAAGUACAACAAUAAGU
Styela clava is the source of this 3575-nucleotide messenger RNA. Its product is annotated as MLX-interacting protein-like. Gene Ontology annotation, molecular function: RNA polymerase II cis-regulatory region sequence-specific DNA binding; DNA-binding transcription factor activity, RNA polymerase II-specific; protein dimerization activity. Gene Ontology annotation, biological process: regulation of transcription by RNA polymerase II. The record is from RefSeq and is a predicted model, not a curated record. Lineage: Eukaryota; Metazoa; Chordata; Ascidiacea; Stolidobranchia; Styelidae. Gene Ontology annotation, cellular component: nucleus.